This is a messenger RNA of Batrachochytrium dendrobatidis JAM81, 873 nucleotides long. Its product is annotated as farnesyltranstransferase. The transcript is spliced from 8 exons. The record is from RefSeq and is a predicted model, not a curated record. Gene Ontology annotation, molecular function: prenyltransferase activity. Gene Ontology annotation, biological process: isoprenoid biosynthetic process. The annotation marks the transcript as partial. Lineage: Eukaryota; Fungi; Chytridiomycota; Chytridiomycetes; Rhizophydiales.
AUUGUGCUUGAGCCGUAUCAAUACCUCAUUCAGCAUCCUGGCCAGGAAAUACGAAACUUGCUUAUUGAAGGGUUUCAAAAAUGGUUCCAGGUGCCCACUGAAAAACUUGCCAUUAUCAAGCAAGUGGUUGCUAUGCUGCAUACUGCGAGUUUAUUGGUCGAUGAUGUAGAAGACGGAUCUGAUUUACGACGUGGAGUGCCAGUCACGCACAAGAUUUUUGGAGUUGCAAGUACAAUCAAUGCUGCUAAUUACGCAUACUUUAUUGCUUUGGAAAACGUGCUGAUGUUGAAGGAUGUGAGAAUUGUUCAAGCAUUUACCGAAGAGUUGCAAUUGCUGCACUUGGGACAGGGGAUGGAGAUUCAUUGGAGGGACACAGUUGUUUGUCCAAGUGAAUCUGAUUAUUUGAAAAUGGUAGAAAACAAGACAGGAGGUCUUCUUCGAUUGGGAGUUCGAAUGAUGCAGCUUGACAUUGAGUCACCGGCAGCGCUAGAAUACAUCAAACUAGUGAAUCUGAUUGGUGUAUUUUAUCAAGUGCGUGACGAUUAUUUGAAUCUAAAAUCAGCCAAAUAUCAUGAUCGCAAAGGGUAUGCAGAGGAUUUAACAGAGGGUAAAUUCUCAUACCCGAUUGUUCGAUGUAUCCAUAAAGACAGCAGCAAGUCAUCGCAACUAUGCAGUAUACUAAGACAGCGAACACGAGAUAUGGAUAUUAAAAAGUAUGCGAUUGAGAUAUUAGAGAAUGCGGGAGUGUUUGCAGACACAGCAAAGGAAUUGAAGAGUAUGGAGAGAAAGGCAAGAGAGAUGGUAGUCAAGCAUGGUGGUAACCAGGUUUUAGAGCAGAUUUUAGAUGGAUUAUCUCAUGGUUAUCAAGAAUGA